AAAAGUGUCCCCUCUGUGGAUCUGCACUCACAUCAGCUGGAUGGAGACGACCGGGGACGCACGUGGCUCACAGUGGAGUGUUUCUGCGGCUGGUGGGGUUGUGUGUUUGUGAGUUUAUGAAAUGAGGAGGCGUGGGUUGGAGCUCAGAGGAGUCUGAGGCAGCAGCUGGAUCAGCAGAGAGUCAGCGCUGCACCGCAGGAUGCUGUAAGAGGAGUCUUCACUUUCAGUCCCACAGUGAAACCUUCAUCAUGUAUUCUCUGUUCCCUGUUGGGUGGACCAUUUUCUUUCUCUUUCCAUUGUUUACAGGCCACAGUGAGGGUCUGCACUGCUCUGUGGAGGGUCAAGCAGGGGUCCGUCACCCUGUUCAGGGUCUGCUGGAGAGGUUUGAGGCCGGUCCGGGCUGUGCUGCGAGAGAGCGAGGAGACAAGGAGACUCAUGUGAUCGCAGUGGGGAGAGCAAGCAACAGCCCUGAAAACAAGGUGACAGUGUUUCUGAAGCCCCUAUCUCUGACUCCCUCCUCUCUAAGAGUCAUCCACCUGCUGCUCAGCUCCAAACUCCCUCUCACCUGGUAUCUAGAGGCCGAGAGACUCCCCCCAAACCUCACUGUUCUGGUUCAGGUUUCCUCAAACUCCAGCGUUCAGUCCCGCUCCCUCCACAUGCACAUCCAUGAGGUUCAUUCUCUGCCUUUUGGUCCUCGAGCGCUGCACCGCUGGGCUCUUAAACACCAUGGCAACCUGUCCUCUCUGCUACACACCACACACGGGAACCGAGUCUACAUCAAACUGGGAGAAGAUCCAAAUCUUCCAGCUGUUUGCCAGCUGCAGCCCAUGUUCCUCUCUCACAACUACAUGACCUCUGACUUGCAGCCACAGGAAGUCCAGGGUUGCUCCGACAUGCCAGCAGGAGGGAUCAGUCCUGAAGUCCACGUGAUCAAACUCCAUUCAGCCGGCUCAGGACUCUGUGGGUCUCUGCAGGUGGAGGUGGUUGUCUCUCUGGUGCCCCCGGUGGCCAACACAAAUACCCAGAGUGUUGUGUUGAUUCUCAGCAGCUCAGUGCCAGUUAACUGGGCCAUCGUGUCUCAUGGUGUCCGGGCUCAUGUCAUUGUUCGAUCCUCCAACAGCAUCUCUCCGCCUUACCCCCCUGACCCUGACCUGACCCUGACCAGCACAUUUGACCCUGACCUGUCCAGCAUACCUGACCUCCUCCUGUGGGCCAAUGAGUACGGCUACCCCAGGGUGACAUCAUACACCGAGGCUGACCUGGCCAAUCGCUUUGUGGUCCAGCUGGCGGGGGGCGGGACAGUUGCGGUGCUGAAUCCUGUGGCGGUGAAGCCUCCCCGGGCUGAGGAGCGCAGGCUGAGGAAAUGGUUAAACGGAGGAGACGGGGCAGGAGGGAGGGAGAGUUUCACAGUGCAGUGUGAGGACGGACGCCUCGACGUGAGCGUGGACCGACAAAUCCUGCAGAGCUUGUCCAUCCCUGUUGCUGCUGUGACUCUCCGUGACUCGACGUGCCAGGCUCAGUCUAAUGGGAGCCAUUUCCUGUUGGUGUUCCCAGUCAUUUCCUGUGGGACUGAGGGUCUGAUCCUGCCACAGCCCAGAGGGGUGCAGUACAAAAACAUGUUGUUAUUAUGGAAAGAGAAACCUCAGACAGCUCUCACGCUCAGUGAGACGGACAAGAAGACCAAAAGUCCGCUAAGCAUACAUUUCAGCUGUCUGGCUCCUCUGCCUGCCCUCUCCAGCCCUGCUGAAAGAGACAAGGUCAAUCUAAACACCCCUCGAAUGGGGCCAGUUUUCCUGCCACCCAGUGGUCCCAGGCCUGAUCUGGUACCAAAUAACCUCCUGACAUCCAGCUACAGACCUGGACCUGCUCUUGUUUUGAGGCUUUUUGUCAAUGAAGGCUACGAGCAGGGCCGGGUCGGACCCUGCGUCAUCACUGCAGACCACCGUGUUUAUGUUGAGAUUUCAGCCAAAGGGCCCUCCAUAGAUGUCUUGGAGGUGAGGUCAUGCGUGGUCUCUCCUCUUUCUGACCCCAAAAAGUCUCGUUUCUGGACUGUCAUUCGGGACGGUUGUUCCACGGACCCCUUAGUGAAACUCGCUGCAAAGACAAAAGAGGAAGACAAAGAGGACAGAGAUGAUGAUGAUGAGCUGGAAGAGGAAAGCGAAGAGAGAGAGGGAUGGAGAAUCCAACAUAGAACUAAUGGAAGCAGGAAAGCAAGGAUGGAAAGGAGCCGUUUGAGUACGCUGGCAGAGGAGGAGAUGCAGCCUCUGAGGUUUAGCUUCAUCCUGAGGCCCGUUUACAACGAGUCCAUUCAGUUCCUCCACUGCAGCCUCCAUCUGUGUCUCUCUGACUCAAAAAGAGGUGAACCUGUGAAGGAAACAGUGAAGAACGAGUGUCAUGGCGGGCGCCGUAUCCCUCCACUCAUAUCCAGAUCACCUGGACGUCAGUGUGAGAUCAGAAACCUCUCCAGGCCCAUGGUGGUCACCCAGCACAUCAGCUCACUGGCUCCCAAAGUGCUGAGGCCCCCUACUGGCCAAAGAACUAAACGCCUGAGCUUCUCUCCUGUGGCCGUCCCAGACCAGAGCAGUCCCGUGAUCCCGACUGAAACUUUGGUUGGUAUCAUCCUGGCUGCCUUUGUGAUGGGGGUGGCCCUGAUGGGGGGGCUUUGGUGCAUCUAUAACUGUACAGCAGCACAUCCAGCAUCUCUUAGAGGAGAGAGUCCGUUCACGGAUCAGACUCCUGUAGGUGAGAUCAUCUGGAAUCCACCGUCGCCUCUGUCUGAUCAGCUGUCCACCUCCAUGUAGAGGAUUUCCUCCUCCAAAUCUGACUGAGGAGAACUGGGACAGAGGUUCACCCAGCUGCCUGUCUGCAGUUGUCUUUGUGAACGUCGCCGUGCAGCAGUAAUGUGAAGACAGAGCCUCAACUCAUCGGAGUAUCUUGACAAAGAUUUUUGUUUGAUGCUGCAGAGAGCUCUGCAUUCAGUCAUUGUGAAACUGGCACCAGGAGCGUUUAUCUGGACUGAUCUAGAGCUAGACCUGGUGAAAGUGACUCAGACUGAAACUUCAGUGUCGCCUUAAAGCUGGAGCACAAGGUCAAAGGGAAAGUGUGAUGCGUCUUUUUGUAGAGUCAGUGUUAUGUACAGAAUCAUUUUUCAUCUUUUUGUGCUGUAACUGUGAAUCAGCUGUGCAUUGUAGCUGUUAUUUUCUGUUUGUGGAGGCUGAAUAAAGUCAAAUAAAUGACUAAGAGCCUCGCUGAUUUGUUCCACUCUUCAAUCUCAUGCAACCUUAACGACAAAGGAGGUUUUACUUGGUUUAUUUCACCCUUCUUCUCUAAAUGAAGUUACUUAAAUACAGCCUGCAUCCUUCUUCGUCAGGAGCCCAGCUCCAGCAGAAGAGAACGUCACAUUUAGACAAUUUUCUGAGAAAAUAAUACAUUAAAGGCUCAACAAGAUUGGAUGAUGCUCUCUAAUUGAACGUUUUGCCUUGUACAUCCUUGGAAAAAACAUCUAAGAUUGCUUUAAAUGAGUUUUUGCUGUGAGCCUCCUGAAAAAUAUUUUGUUUUCCUUUCAACACAAACCGGUGAGUCACACAUGCAUGACAAUAUAACCGAGCCUUAUUGGUAUUAAUGUUGCAUUUCAAGCAUGCAUUAACU
Molecule: messenger RNA, 3648 nt
Organism: Cheilinus undulatus (humphead wrasse)
Lineage: Eukaryota; Metazoa; Chordata; Actinopteri; Labriformes; Labridae
Gene: engl
Product: endoglin, like
Exons: 17
Coding region: 249-2801 (850 amino acids)
Source: RefSeq, a predicted model, not a curated record